GCCGCAGCCACGCACUUGGCCCGGGCCCGGAGGGGCGGGCGGCCGAGGCCUUCGAGGCACCGAGUACCCUGUUUCAGUCUGGUCCCCUGUUUCGAUCUGAGGGGUAUCCGGGCUUGGUUGCGAGUGCCCGGUCAGCUGCCGCCGUACCUGCCUUCCGCCUUCCCGCACUCCAAACCUGGGCGCUUCCCUCUGACACCGUGAUCCGAUCCCGGAGCUGCCAUGAUUGAAGUGGUAGCAGAGCUGAGCAGAGGUCCUGUGUUUCUGGCAGGGGAGGCCCUGGAGUGUGUGGUUACAGUCACCAAUCCCCUGCCCCCCACGGCCACUUCUGCAUCCAGUGAGGCUCUGGCCUGGGCCAGUGCCCAAAUCCACUGCCAGUUCCACGCCAGUGAGAGUCGAGUGGCACUUCCUCCCCCCGACUCCAGUCAGCCGGAUGUCCAGCCUGAGAGCCAGACUGUCUUUCUCCCACACCGAGGUGAGAGGGGUCAGUGUAUCCUUUCCACUCCACCAAAAAUCCUCUUCUGUGACCUGAGGCUAGACCCUGGAGAGUCCAAAUCAUACUCCUACAGCGAAGUGCUGCCUGUAGAGGGACCACCCUCAUUUCGGGGUCAGUCAGUCAAGUAUGUCUACAAACUGACCAUUGGCUGCCAGCGUGUCAACUCACCCAUCACUUUACUGAGGGUCCCUCUGAGGGUUCUUGUGCUCACUGGCCUUCAAGAUGUCCGGUUUCCCCAGGAUGAGGCUGUAGCCCCAUCCAGUCCAUUCCUAGAGGAGGAUGAAGGUGGGAAGAAGGAUUCAUGGCUCACUGAGCUGGCUGGGGAGCGCCUCAUGGCUGCCACAUCCUGCCGAAGCCUCCAUCUGUACAACAUCAGUGAUGGCCGAGGAAAAGUUGGGACAUUUGGCAUCUUCAAAUCUGUAUACAGACUUGGCGAGGAUGUGGUGGGGACCUUAAACUUAGGAGAAGGAACUGUAGCUUGUUUGCAGUUCUCAGUGAGCUUACAGACGGAGGAGCGUGUGCAGCCUGAGUACCAGCGGCGCCGCGGGGCAGGAGGUGCCCCCUCGGUGUCCCACAUCACUCAUGCCCGGCACCAGGAGUCCUGCCUACACACGACCAGAACCAGCUUCUCUCUCCCCAUCCCUCUCAGCUCCACCCCAGGCUUCUGCACAGCCAUUGUAUCCUUGAAGUGGCGUUUGCAUUUUGAGUUUGUCACCUCCCGAGAACCCGGUUUGGUGCUCCUACCUCCCAUGGAACAGCCCGAGCCCGCCACCUGGACGGGGCCUGAGCAAGUGCCUGUGGACACCUUCAGCUGGGACCUGCCCAUCAAGGCUUGGGGAUGUUUAUAAAGUGAGGACCCUGGCCCCCUGCUGAGUGGAGCUGGAAAAGCCGUAACUCUGUUUCCUGAGGUGAGGGCAUGAAAACAAGAGGUCUAGCUUUAAUAAGCUGUGAGAGCUGAUUCAUGCCCCCGCAUAGCCAGGGGGAGGAGGGUGGCCGGGGAAGGGGCGCUGGACUGGGCACUUCCCCAGCAAGGAGGGGGCGGGGUGAGGGCCCCCAGGUGGUCCCCAGGACUCUCCCUGGCCUGGAGAGAAGGAAGCAUUCCACCAUCUCCCCCCGCCCCGUAAUACACACACACACACAGACACACACACACACACACACACACUCUCCAGGGGUGUGUACGCUGGGAUCCCUGCCUGGACCGGAGGGAGGCAUUUCCUGGGGAUGGCUAAUCCUGUGCCCCAGCCAAACCAAGGAGAUGCAGUAGGGUGCGACGGCCAGAGGCUCCAGGAGAGCAAACAGGCACCUAGUGUGGAGAAGGUUUCUCUCAGACCCUAGGGCAGGGUCUCCUUGCAGUGUCCUAGAGACAUGGCUGGCCCUCAGAGGUUAGGGGUGAGGGGCUGGGGGCAGGUGUCUCCUUUUUUUCUUACAGGCAAUAAGACUAUCCAUUGUUCAUCACCCCAAACACACAGCAAAUAAAAGAUCU
This is a messenger RNA of Budorcas taxicolor (takin), 1979 nucleotides long. RefSeq names its product RGP1 homolog, RAB6A GEF complex partner 1 (gene RGP1). NCBI's taxonomy places the organism in Eukaryota, Metazoa, Chordata, Mammalia, Artiodactyla, Bovidae. Bases 220 to 1341 code for a protein of 373 amino acids. Gene Ontology annotation, biological process: retrograde transport, endosome to Golgi. The record is from RefSeq and is a predicted model, not a curated record. The transcript has 11 exons. Gene Ontology annotation, cellular component: Ric1-Rgp1 guanyl-nucleotide exchange factor complex; Golgi membrane.